Messenger RNA from Salpingoeca rosetta, 647 nucleotides. RefSeq lists its product as uncharacterized. The record is from RefSeq and is a predicted model, not a curated record. Bases 46 to 303 code for a protein of 85 amino acids. Lineage: Eukaryota; Choanoflagellata; Craspedida; Salpingoecidae. The transcript is spliced from 4 exons.
AGGGGAGCGAAACCACCAUGUUGGGAGCGGUAUUCGGGCGGCGGCAUGUUCCUGCUGGCGUUUGACAUCGAGUUUGCAGACGAGGCGUGGGAGAGAGCGUGCUUUGCGGCCAUUGGAUCCACUAUCACCGCUCCUUGCUUCCAAGGGCUCGCCUGCACACGCCGUGGCAAGCGCUUCCUCCUCCAGUGCUGGUUCAAGCACGCCCUCGUCGAGCAACUCCAGGACCUCAGGUCACAACUCCUGCACUACGUGCACCACCAGAUGACAUGCCCCGUCCGCAUUGUUGAACGAGUGUUUCCGUGACCACCAGACGCACACGUGAUGGCCGAUCACCAUGCAGUGACGUCGAAGUGUGUGUGUGUGUGUGUGUGUGUGUGUGUGUGUGUGUGUGUGUGUGUUCAGCACGUGUUGCGCACAAUCGUUCGAUUGUUCAUAGCAGUACCAUGGUCUUGUUACUUGCUCUCUCCCCACCCGUAUUGUGUGCACUUCCGCGAUUGACUGAUGCCAGUGAUGUGACCUGUGUUCCCCUCCUUUAUUUGUUUGAUUUGAACCCAUUGAUUGGUGAUUUUGUGUUUGUUCAUCCCUCGAGUCGCCACGACGCGCUCUCCCGUUACAGCGUCACCAGCAUUGAACUUUUCAUUUCGUCA